AUGCCUGCUUCAUCAGCUGUCAAGACUGCCGCCGCCCUGGCGGUGGUGGGCUCUGUCUCAGCGGCUCAGAUGUUGGCUCCCAUCAACGACAUCAACCUCCCAGCAAGCGAGACAGCCUCCGAGCCCCUCAAAUGGCUGGGCGCCAACAGCCCGUGGUUCGCUGGGCCCAAUGUGUACAACAUCUCUUCCGAGGUCCCAGAGAACUGCUAUGUUGACCAGGCUGCAUAUGUCUCACGCCAUGGCUCCCGCUUCCCCGAUACUGGCGCAUACGCCGGAUGGGUCGACAUGCAGCAGCGCUUCUCGUCCGGCAACUAUACUCCAAGCGGCAGCCUAUCGUUCAUGAAGGAGUGGCGGACCGUGUUGACCAACCCUGCACUUCAGAUCGCCAUGGAGUCGCCGACCGGUGCGAAGGAGGCACAAGACAUGGGUUACACACUCCGCACGAGAUAUCCGCAGCUCUACAACGAGGGCGACGACUUCUAUGUCUGGGCGAACAACUACACCAGAGUGCUCCAGACCGCCCAAAUGUUCGUCCAGGGCUAUCUCGGCUUCACAUCCAGCACCUAUGGCAAGGUCAUCUCGGUGACAUCCAAGGGAUACACCGGCAACAUUGGCAAUUCGCUCGGGCCGUCGGACCAGUGCCCCAACUUCGAGGACGACGAAGGCGGUGACUACGCCGCAGAAUGGGCAGGCGUGUACAUCCCGCCCAUCAAGGAACGCCUGCAGGGCCUGAUCGAGGGCAACUUCACGUUCAAGGACAACGACAUCUCGCAGAUCCCCUACCUCUGCGGGUUCGAGAGCCAGAUCACAGGCCGACUGUCCCCGUGGUGCGGCGUCUUCACCGACGAGGAGCUGCAGCAGUACGAGUACGCCAACGACCUCCGAUACUACUACGGCGUCGGUCCGGGCACCGAACUCCAGCAGACCAUGAUGCUGCCCUACCUCAACGCCCUGAUCGGACUGCUCGAACAGGGGCCCGGCAUCAACGGCACCGCCCAGGACGGAGGAAGCUUCACGCUCCCGAGCCUGCUGGCGACGUUCCUCAACGAUGGGCAGCUCAACGAGCUGGUCGCAUCCAGUGGCGUGUUCGACGACGAGCCCGCCCUAUCCGGGUCGGAGAUGAACCCAGACCGCCUCUUCGUCGCCUCCCAUUACACCUCCAUGCGAGGCACGGUCGCUUUCGAGAGGCUGAACUGCCUCGCCGGCAGCAGCAUGUACGGGAAUAACACCUCAUCAAAUGCGACCUACGUCCGCAUCAGGCUUAACGACGCCGUAUACACCCUGCCGUCUUGCCAGGACGGCCCUGGCGGGUCGUGCCUCCUGAGUGAUUAUGCCCAGUACGUCUCGGAUAAGCUCGAGGCGGCGGGCAGCUUUGUGGAAAACUGCAAUGUCACUGUUCCUGAUGCGCCCACCACGGUGCAGGGCGCAAGUUUCUACACGGACCUGACGAGCCCUUGGUUGCGGGAGCUGAACCCUGGCAAUGUGGUCCUGUCGAAUGCUUAG
Diaporthe batatas is the source of this 1503-nucleotide messenger RNA. RefSeq lists its product as uncharacterized. Gene Ontology annotation, molecular function: acid phosphatase activity. Gene Ontology annotation, cellular component: fungal-type cell wall. The record is from RefSeq and is a predicted model, not a curated record. Bases 1 to 1503 code for a protein of 500 amino acids. Lineage: Eukaryota; Fungi; Ascomycota; Sordariomycetes; Diaporthales; Diaporthaceae. The transcript is spliced from 2 exons.